This is a messenger RNA of Cuscuta campestris, 1243 nucleotides long. NCBI's taxonomy places the organism in Eukaryota, Viridiplantae, Streptophyta, Magnoliopsida, Solanales, Convolvulaceae. The record is from the annotation of a GenBank genome assembly.
CAUCAUUCUCUGUCUAUCGUUUUUCCUCGCUCUCUUCUUCCCCAAUAUUAUAUACUCGCAUUUGUUCAAACAUUGCCCGACCGAUAUCGUCGUGAGAAGAAACCGAGACAGGCCCUAGCCUGCAGAAUCCGAGACAAUUGAUUUUGCCUUCUUCCUUCCAAUCGGUCGUGAAAUGGGGUCCUCAUCAUCAAAGUCGUCUAGUUUUGUUCUCUCUAAUCUUCUGCCAACAAAAUUUGGCCUUUGACUUCCUCCCCGCGUUCCAUUCUCUUUCAUCAUCAUCUACCGCCUCUACUUCCAUAAGGCCGUUGGGUAUGCAUUCCAUACAGACAACUGGACGAAAGACUUGCAGGCCGUUAGGAAUGAACAUCCAGACACUUUGACAAACGAGUUGGGACGAAACCUGAUCUUCUACCAUGAUAAAAUUUUAGAAUGGGGUGUGGAUCACUAGACUACGUCAUAUGACAUUUAGAUGGAAUCUAAUCAAUUACUUAGUUGAGCUCAAGAGUUUGUAUGUCAAUUACUUGUUUUUUAUUUUUGAUGUGAGAUAAUCUAACAUGUGCCUUAUUCGAAUGUUAUAUGUUCAAUUAUACGGCUCAUGAUUAACACUAGACGUGAUAUUGCUUAUGUUAUCAUUUGUUUGAGGUUGGACACGGUACCGGUUCAGUACCGUUACUGGCGUCGAUACCGGUUCGAAUUCAACCAGAUUUUUUCUGGUAGAGGGGACGCGAAUCUCCCCACUCUUGAUAGUCUAUUCGAGAAUGUUGAUGAAGCAGGACUGGAUAAUCUUGACAGGGACGAUGAGCCUACACCGCAAAGCAACGAUGUCGACGUGGAGGCAGGUGAGCCCGAGACCUCUCGAGGUUUGGACAAAGUUUCCGGCGGAUAUGGCGGUCCGGAAAAACACCUAAGGUCGAGGCAUCCCGUGGAGUAGGCCAAAUACGCGGCGAAAAAGAAGGGACGACAAGAAGUGCAAACCCAAAUUUCUCCGUCCUGGUAUCAACUGUCCCGGUAUCAACCGUAGCAGUUGAACGAGAAUUCAGUUCUGGCGGCAACAUUCUAACCGACUACCGAAGUUGUCUUAACGCUAAAUCUUUUGAAACACUGGUUUGCAACCAAGAUUGGCUCUUGGCAAGACGUCGAGCUCAAGAGUCAUCGUACCAACUCGAAUCGGAGCAUUACAUGAAUGCAACUACAGAUGGAAGUCCGAGUUCUGAAGAAUAAGUUAUAAAAUUUUUUUAUGUUA